AUGGCAGGGAGGUCAGGAGAGGGCACAGGGCUGGUGUCCACGGGGCAGGCGGGUGUUCACACGGGGAAGGUUGAGCCCUUGGCGAUUAGGAAUGAAACUGUGCGGGAAGGCGAGGGCCGAGAGGAGAUCGUGAAGGUGACCUUCCAGGAGCUGCGGCAGCAGGUGGCUCUGUUUGCAGCGGCUAUGCGCAAGAUGGGAGUGAGGAAAGGCGACCGGGUGGUUGGCUACUUACCGAACGGUGAACAUGCCGUGAAGGCCAUGCUGGCUGCCGCGAGCAUUGGCGCCAUCUGGAGCUCCACGUCCCCAGACUUCGGUGUGAACGGUGUGCUGGACCGGUUUUCUCAGAUUCAGCCGAAGCUCAUCUUCUCAGUGGAAGCCGUGCUCUACAACGGCAAGGAACACAGCCACCUGGGCAAGCUGCAGCAGGUGGUGAAAGGCCUGCCUGACCUGAAGAGGGUGGUGGUGAUUCCUUACGUCACCACUAGAGACAAGAUAGACAUUUCCAAGAUCGCCAACAGCGUGUUUCUGGAUGACUUCCUCGCCCUGGGCCUGGGCGAGCCGGCCCCCCAGCUGGAGUUCGAGCAGCUGCCGUUCAGCCACCCGCUCUUCAUCAUGUUCUCCUCGGGCACCACCGGUGCGCCCAAGUGCAUGGUGCACUCAGCCGGGGGCACCCUCAUCCAGCACCUGAAGGAACACAUGCUGCACGGGAACACGGCCCGCAGCGACAUUCUGCUCUACUACACCACGGUCGGCUGGAUGAUGUGGAACUGGAUGGUGUCCGCUCUGGCCACCGGAGCCUCGGUGGUCCUGUACGACGGCUCCCCGCUGGUCCCCACGCCCGCCGUGCUGUGGGACCUGGUGGACAGGAUUGGCAUCACCAUCCUGGGGACGGGUGCCAAGUGGCUGUCGGUGCUGGAAGAGAAGGACAUGAAGCCCGCGGAAACCCACAAUCUCCACACACUCCACACCAUCCUGUCCACCGGCUCCCCGCUGAAGGCCCAGAGCUACGAGUAUGUCUACAAGUGCAUCAAGAGCAGCGUGCUCCUGGGCUCCAUCUCAGGAGGCACGGAUAUCAUCUCCUGCUUCAUGGGUCAGAAUGUGUCGGUCCCCGUGUACAAGGGGGAGAUCCAGGCCCGGAACCUGGCCAUGGCUGUGGAGGCCUGGGAUGAGGAAGGCAGGGCCGUGUGGGGGGAGAGCGGGGAGCUGGUGUGCACGAAGCCCCUCCCCUGCCAGCCCACCCACUUCUGGAAUGAUGAGAAUGGGAGCAAGUACCGGAAGGCGUAUUUCUCCAAGUUCCCAGGCGUGUGGGCGCACGGCGACUACUGCAGGAUCAACCCCCGGACGGGGGGCAUCGUCAUGCUGGGCCGCAGCGACGGCACACUCAACCCCAACGGCGUGAGGUUCGGCAGCUCGGAGAUCUACAACAUCGUGGAGGCCUUCGAGGAGGUGGAGGACAGCCUGUGUGUGCCCCAGUAUAACAGGCACGGCGAGGAGAGGGUGAUUCUCUUCCUGAAGAUGGCCUCUGGCCACACCUUCGAGCCGGGCCUGGUGAAGCGCAUCCGAGAUGCCAUCCGCAUCGGCCUGUCUGCGCGCCACGUCCCCAGCCUCAUCCUGGAGACCCAGGGCAUCCCGUACACGCUCAACGGCAAGAAGGUGGAGGUGGCGGUGAAGCAGGUGGUGGCCGGCCGGGCCGUGGAGCACCGCGGCGCCUUCUCCAAUCCCGAGACCCUCGAUUUGUACCGGGGCAUCCCCGAGCUGCAGGACUUCUGAGCGGCGCCGUGCGCCCGACGGUGCGUGUGCGCACGGCGCUUCCGGAAACUUCUGGGAAGGAGAUGCAUGGGCACGUAAGGGAGCGGCGUCCGCUCUUCCCGCGCUCGGAUGGGCCCGACCCUGCCCGCAGGAGCCGGCCCG
Messenger RNA from Dipodomys ordii (Ord's kangaroo rat), 1911 nucleotides. RefSeq names its product acetoacetyl-CoA synthetase (gene Aacs). Lineage: Eukaryota; Metazoa; Chordata; Mammalia; Rodentia; Heteromyidae. Gene Ontology annotation, biological process: lipid metabolic process; positive regulation of insulin secretion. The transcript is spliced from 16 exons. Bases 1 to 1770 code for a protein of 589 amino acids. Gene Ontology annotation, cellular component: cytosol. Gene Ontology annotation, molecular function: acetoacetate-CoA ligase activity. The record is from RefSeq and is a predicted model, not a curated record.